CUGGUCAAGAAUAUGACGGAUCCAAGUUUUGGGGAGUCAAAACGGGCUCUGAUUAACGACACAACUACUUUCGGGUCUGCCUACUACCAUCCAAUGUUUAGCAGUCCCUGGGACCACGGUACGUCACAUCUUUCAGUUCUGGGACCGAACGGGGAUGCCGUGUCUAUUACCAGUACCAUCAAUUUACAUUUUGGAUCAAAGGUUAUUGGUAGACGUACAGGAAUUGUUUUCAAUGACGAAAUGGACGACUUUUCAACACCAGGAAAAAAUAAUUAUUUUGGCGUUCCGCCGUCUGCUGCCAAUUUUAUAUCACCGUGGAAACGUCCUCUUUCAUCAAUGAGUCCUAGCAUAGUUGUGGAUGGAAACGGAGAUGUCAAAUUAAUAGUAGGCGCUUCUGGUGGGACAAGAAUAACAACUUCAACAGCACAGGUUACCAUGGAAACGUUAUGGUUCAACUGGGGUAUAAAAGAAGCGAUAGACUAUCCGCGCAUACAUCAUCAGCUAUUUCCUCAAGAAGUCAGGGUGCAAUCAGGAUUCCCGUCGGUUAUGAUAGACGGAUUGCGGGACAUGGGUCACAAUGUGACAAUAUAUGAGAGCGCUUCAGCUGUUGUACAGGGAAUACUCAGAGUCGGGGACCAAAUAACAGCUAAUUGUGAUUACAGAAAACAUGGGGAACCAGAUGGAUAUUAACCACAAAUACCAAUUCCAAAAGCCAUACAUCAUCCAUAAACAUAUUCCUGGCAGCUACAGUGCUGUGCCAAAACGUUAUAAUCAAAUUACUAAGAAAAAUACAUUUGCAAUUAUCUUUGUAUUCUGAAGUGCAUUACAGAAAAAAACGUAAACGUGCACCGCAAUAUGGGACAUAAUACCCUUUUAUAGUCUUUCCUCUGUACAAAGGGACCUGUUUGAUAAAUAAACACGUUUUGCUUUUGAAAGUAUUACGUUUGUUUCUUUCACUGGAUUAAUAAAUAUCAUAAUCGCAUUUUGUGGUUUAGACACGGCAAAUAGGAUACCAUUCCAGUGAGAGUGUUAUUGAAACUUGAAAGCAAAUUAAGCAGUAAAAAAGAUAUUCAGACUGCUAUGACUUUAUAUCAUUUUACGGUUCGGUGCGUAUGACAUAAUGCUCAUACCCCCGUAGCACUGUCAUCCAUUCAUGGUGCUUAAUUUAAUGUCGGAUUAAUAGUAAGGAAUUUACGUCGUCAAGUGAUCAUAGCAUUGUAUAAUGCUGCCACUCACAGAAAUGUACAAUAUAGGAACAGUCCGCGCUUCCUCUAAUGAUGUAACUAUAAACAGCUCACACGAUCCUGACCUUUUGACCUGGAAUAUAUUACGGACAUACAAUUUAAUGCAAGGCAGCAAUUUUUCAUAGCUUGAAAAAUUUAAUCCCAAACGCAGUCAAGCAAACACUUCUGAACAAACUUGAAAAAGGUCCAUAUUAUGUUGUUACCGAUCAACUCUGGAGAACAUCCAUCAAGUCGACUACACUAUCAACAUAAUUAUUGCAUAGGACACUGUGACAAAACAUUGGCAGAGAGUUUGAGUGUGCUGUAC
Mercenaria mercenaria is the source of this 1551-nucleotide messenger RNA. RefSeq names its product glutathione hydrolase 1 proenzyme-like. NCBI's taxonomy places the organism in Eukaryota, Metazoa, Mollusca, Bivalvia, Venerida, Veneridae. The record is from RefSeq and is a predicted model, not a curated record. Gene Ontology annotation, molecular function: glutathione gamma-glutamate hydrolase. Gene Ontology annotation, biological process: glutathione catabolic process. Gene Ontology annotation, cellular component: plasma membrane.